AUGGGUGCAGCACGAUCAACUCGUCGACAAAAUAAUUUUACACUAGUAUCAAAACGACUUAUUCAACAAUUUCAAUCAACUCAUCAAUGGUCAACCGGUCCGCCAACACCACAAUCUAUUAAUACUGCUUUAACAUCUACGCUUCGAUUGGGUGUUGAUAUUGCUGGAGAACCGUUCGUUCGAAAAAAUAUUCCUCUUGGUGAAUUAUUAAAUUUUUCAACAUUAACAUGUCCAAAUUCAGCUAAAUCAUGGUUUGGACUUGUUGAUUGA
Messenger RNA from Rotaria socialis, 270 nucleotides. The record is from the annotation of a GenBank genome assembly. Lineage: Eukaryota; Metazoa; Rotifera; Eurotatoria; Philodinida; Philodinidae.